This is a messenger RNA of Mesocricetus auratus (golden hamster), 7131 nucleotides long. RefSeq names its product STE20 like kinase (gene Slk). NCBI's taxonomy places the organism in Eukaryota, Metazoa, Chordata, Mammalia, Rodentia, Cricetidae. Gene Ontology annotation, biological process: protein phosphorylation. Gene Ontology annotation, molecular function: ATP binding; protein binding; protein serine/threonine kinase activity. The transcript is spliced from 19 exons. The record is from RefSeq and is a predicted model, not a curated record. Bases 202 to 3873 code for a protein of 1223 amino acids.
GCGCCGCUCGGCCCGUCCCGGCUCGCAGCGGCCGCGCGCCCCCCUCCGCGGCCGGAGCCCGGUCGCUGCCCCGCCUUCUCCGGGGAGCGCCAGGCGGGAGCGGCCCGGACCCCGGGCUCGCGCGGGAGACGACGCGCCACAAACUUUGCUUUGUAUUGUUCCUAGCCCUUUAAGUGCCAGGGACUCUGCUGGGCAGGAAAAAUGUCCUUCUUCAAUUUCCGUAAGAUCUUCAAGUUGGGCAGCGAGAAGAAGAAAAAGCAGUACGAACACGUGAAGAGAGACCUGAACCCCGAAGAGUUUUGGGAGAUUAUAGGAGAGCUGGGCGACGGAGCCUUUGGGAAAGUGUAUAAGGCCCAGAAUAAAGAGACCAAUGUUUUGGCUGCUGCAAAGGUGAUUGACACCAAAUCUGAAGAAGAGCUUGAAGAUUAUAUGGUUGAGAUUGACAUAUUAGCAUCUUGUGAUCACCCAAACAUAGUCAAGCUUCUAGAUGCCUUCUAUUAUGAGAACAAUCUUUGGAUCCUCAUUGAGUUCUGUGCAGGAGGAGCGGUAGAUGCUGUGAUGCUUGAACUUGAGAGGCCAUUAACUGAGUCCCAAAUCCAAGUAGUUUGCAAGCAGACUUUAGAGGCGUUGAGUUACUUACAUGACAAUAAAAUCAUCCACAGAGAUCUAAAAGCUGGCAAUAUUCUUUUUACCUUAGAUGGAGACAUUAAAUUGGCGGAUUUUGGAGUGUCAGCUAAAAACACCAGGACAAUUCAAAGGAGGGAUUCCUUUAUUGGCACACCAUACUGGAUGGCUCCUGAAGUAGUCAUGUGUGAGACAUCAAAGGACAGACCUUAUGACUAUAAAGCUGACGUUUGGUCCCUGGGUAUUACUUUAAUAGAAAUGGCUGAGAUAGAGCCACCUCACCAUGAGUUAAAUCCAAUGCGAGUGUUGCUAAAAAUAGCAAAAUCUGAACCUCCGACAUUAGCACAGCCGUCAAAAUGGUCUUCAAAUUUUAAGGACUUUCUAAAGAAAUGCUUGGAAAAGAAUGUGGAUGCCCGGUGGACUACAUCUCAGUUAUUACAGCAUCCCUUUGUUACUGUUGAUUCCAACAAACCAGUCCGAGAAUUGAUUGCUGAGGCAAAGGCUGAAGUAACAGAAGAAGUAGAAGAUGGCAAAGAGGAAGAUGAUGAUGAGGAAACAGAAAAUGCUCUGCCAAUACCUGCAAACAAACGUGCUUCCUCUGACCUCAGUAUUGCCAGCUCUGAAGAAGAUAAACUUUCACAAAACGCUUGUAUUUUGGAAUCUGUAUCAGAAAGAAUAGAGCACAAUACUCCUGGGGAUAAAUUUAGCAACAAAGUUCUAAAUGAAAAACCCACCACUGAUGAACCUGAGAAGGCCCUGAAGGGUGUGAAUGAGCAUAUGGGUGACUCUAACUUGGAAUCUAUGGCUGAACUCAAUGACCAAACCGUAGAAAUCUUUGAGAAUGGGAGAGAGAAGAGACCCAAGCUGGAGAACCCUCCUGACACAGAAGACCAACAGCCAGUGGCUGUUAAUUCAGUCAGUGAAGGAAAUGAGGAUAAUAUAGUGACUUUAGAAAUGAACACUAACCAUGGGAAACCAGAGGAAGACAGGGUUAAAGAAAACCAAGAGAUAGCUGAGAAUAAACUUAUACAGUCUGAAGAAAUUAAAGAUAUGCAUAUUCAAACAAUGGAGUUAGUUUCUCAGGAGACGGGAGAAACAGAGGCAGACUUCCAGGCAGUGGACAGUGAAGUUAGGUUUACAAAAGAAGAUGCCCAGGAGAAACUGAGAAAAGAUGAUAACACUCAAAAAGUUGCAGUCAGUGAGGUCGUGACAAACGAGGCACUGGUCGCUGCUGAACGGAAUGCUGAUGGGAAGGAAGCAGAGGAAGGAACCCAGACGUUACCAGAGCAGCCCACAGAGCGCCCUGAGCCUGGUAGUGCUGGGGAAGAGCCUUCUCUUCAAGGAAGAGUUGAGGAUAAAGAGCUAGAUCAACAGUCUGUGCUGUGUGGAGGUGACGGACAGUUGAUCAGCACUUCAGUGACCACACAGGCAGCCAUUGAGGAACCAGGGACCCAUGAAGUUGAGCAAGUCAGUGAGUCACAUAGCACCGAGGAGACAGAGGGAAGUGCGGAGGCGGGUGGUGCUGAGGGACAGGCUCCAGGAAGUGAGGCUGCAGCUGCAGCUGCUGAGGUAGAGUUGGAGAGAAAAGAAGCCGCAGAGGGAGUGCCAGUGAAAGCAGAGCCCCAGGCUCCUGCAGCCUCGCAGUCCAACGAGGAGCCUCCUGUCCUGAUACCCAGUAUCAGUGUUAACUCUGAAAACACAGAGCAUAACGGAGAGGGGGGUGCUUUACCCAAAGCUGAAGGCAUUCUGCCGCCAGAGGCUGACAAUGAGAAGGAGAAUGACACCGACUCAGGGACUGGGGCCACAGUGGAGAAGAGCAGCAGUGACUUGAACUUGUCCAUCUCUAGCUUCCUAAGCAAAACUAAAGACAGUGGCUCAAUGUCGCUACAAGAGACAAGAAGACAGAAGAAAACAUUGAAGAAAACACGCAAAUUUAUUGUUGAUGGUGUAGAAGUGAGUGUAACAACGUCAAAGAUAGUUACAGAUAGUGACUCCAAAACUGAGGAAUUGCGAUUUCUCAGGCGUCAGGAACUUCGAGAGCUGAGAUUUCUCCAGAAAGAGGAGCAGAGGGCCCAGCAGCAGCUCAAUGGCAAACUUCAGCAGCAGCGAGAGCAGAUUUUCAGGCGCUUUGAGCAGGAGAUGAUGAGUAAGAAGCGACAAUAUGACCAGGAAAUUGAGAAUCUUGAGAAGCAGCAGAAACAGACAAUUGAACGACUAGAACAAGAACAUACGAACCGCUUGCGAGAUGAAGCUAAACGAAUCAAAGGAGAGCAAGAGAAGGAGCUGUCCAAAUUCCAGAAUAUGCUAAGAAACCGCAAGAAGGAGGUUAUAAAUGAAGUGGAGAGAGCACCCAAAGAGCUGAGAAAAGAGCUCAUGAAGCGCAGGAAAGAGGAGCUUGCACAAGGCCAGCAUGCUCAGGAACAAGAAUUUGUUCAGAAGCAACAGCAAGAAUUAGAUGGCUCUCUGAAAAAGAUCAUCCAACAACAGAAGGCAGAGUUGGCUAAUAUUGAGAGAGAGUGCUUGAAUAACAAGCAACAGCUUAUGAGAGCUCGAGAAGCUGCAGUUUGGGAGCUUGAAGAGCGGCAUCUACAGGAAAAGCACCAGUUGCUUAAGCAGCAGCUGAAAGACCAGUACUUCAUGCAGAGACACCAGCUCCUUAAACGCCAUGAGAAGGAAACAGAACAAAUGCAGCGUUAUAAUCAACGACUUAUUGAGGAAUUGAAAAACAGACAGACUCAGGAACGAGCGAGACUACCCAAGAUUCAACGAAGUGAAGCCAAGACACGAAUGGCCAUGUUUAAGAAAAGUUUGAGAAUUAACUCAACAGCCACACCAGACCAGGACCGUGAAAAAAUUAAACAGUUUGCUGCACAAGAAGAAAAGAGGCAGAAAAACGAGAGAAUGGCUCAGCAUCAAAAACAUGAGAGCCAAAUGCGGGAUCUCCAGUUGCAGUGUGAAGCCAAUGUCCGAGAACUGCACCAGCUGCAGAAUGAAAAAUGCCACCUGUUGGUUGAACAUGAGACUCAGAAACUGAAGGAGUUAGACGAGGAACACAGCCAAGAGUUAAAAGAGUGGAGAGAAAAACUAAGACCGAGGAAAAAGACACUGGAAGAAGAGUUUGCCAGGAAACUGCAGGAGCAGGAAGUGUUUUUUAAAAUGACGGGGGAAUCCGAAUGUCUUAAUCCAUCAGCACAGAGCCGUAUCUCCAAAUUCUACCCUAUUCCCACCUUGCAUUCCACUGGGUCAUAGCAACAGUAAGCAUUCUCUCUCUGGAUGUGGCUUCUAAGUACAUCAUUGUAUUCUCUUCAUCUUCCACAGUAUGUAUGACUCACAAAGACAAUCACCUGUCAUCUUCUCGGUGGUUAAAAAAUGUAUUUCUUGGAUUUUAUUGUUAAACAAAGAUGAAGGGCAAACAAGCUAAGACAGAUGCGAGGCCAUGUUGGCAAAUAGCAUCUUGCAGUAAUUCCCUAAGGUGAUUUUGUAUAUUGACCUUAAAUAUUGUAUUCUUUAGACACUGUUACUGAAAAACUGCCAGAGAAAAUAAUGUUUAAAGUUAUUUGGGGGGAAAUAAACCAAACCUGUUACAUCAUUUAAGUAUUAAUAAAUACUGUUUUGCCUGGUUUCUCAAUGAUGCUAAAUUCUAUAGUUAAGAUUCUGCUGUAGAAUUGGAGUAAUUUUCUUUUGACAAACCAGCUCUUAUUAAAAAGCCAUGAGUUACAGAAAUACGAUAUUGAUUCAGUACAUAGAUAUAUUUUUAUCAUUAAACAGGAUCAAGGUCUUUUCAAAGAGAAAGGUUAUUCAUUAAACUAUCACAAACAUUAGCCUGUAUGGGCAGGAACUAGUAAUUGAGGUGCUAAUUUUAUUAAGAUAGUGCCUAAAACACUGAAUUUUAAUCAUGUAUAAAGUGGGGUUUUCUUUUUGAUCAACAGGAACAAAGUAUCCUCCUCACUGAACAUUACUGUCUUAAAAACUUACAUAUAUUGCCAUUCAAUAUUCAUCCUGAAACAAAUUUUGUACAGAGUUUGGAAAGAUGAACGAACUAGCUUUCAAAUGUGCAAAUUGAACAUAAAGAACUCACGACAUUGUCGGUAGCACAGACUAAGCCCUCCCACUUACUCCCUCCAUCUCAGCAAGUUCUGUUCCUCAGUGGAUGCUUAGAGGCCUCUGGCCCAGGGCUGCAGUCACACCUACAGUCCUGAAGCUAGCCUUAGAAGAAGCGUUUGUCCACAAAGGCUUUCCAUUCGGUCGCAGGCACACAUGCAAAGUGACAUUGUAUUGUUUCAAAUGAGGUUAUUCAAGUGCAUUUUGGUUUUAUUUUGUUCCAUGUUUAAAUUAAUUACUCUGAAUAGGAAAAACCUGAAACCUUUAUCAUGUGGUUGCUGGUACAAGUGAUUAUUAAUGAAAUGCUCACUCUUAGUUCUUUUUGAAGCUCAAUCUCAGCCGUGUCAGGUCAACAGUAUUAUAAACAGCACAUUUGUGAAUGAUGCAGCUGCCUGCCUGCCUGCCUGCCUGCCUGUUGGCACCCUAUUCUCCUCUAAGAGUGCUGGGUACCAAAUUGUAAACGUUUCAGUUUUGAGUUAUAUUUUGAGGUUGGUGAAAAUAGUAAUGUCAGUAUAAUGUUGUGGGAACACCAGUUCAUAUUAAGAAAAUGUAGAUGUCUGUAGUACUUUCUUGCAGUUCAUUUGAAAACUUUGAAUGCUGAACUUUAUCUGGUUUCGAAAUGCAUGUGUAAUUUUAAUUUUAUAAUUAUUUUGACAAGCUUAAUUUUCCUGGACAACCUUGUAGGUAGCCUUAACUUUCAGCCAAUUUUGUUUUUUAUAUAAAUAUAUAUACAUAUAUAUAUAAUGUAUGGUUGUAAAUUCAUACACUUAUCACAUGAAUGUGUUACUGUAUACAGAAUUCUUAAUGCUUUAUUUUCAGAUGCUGGGUUGAAAACUCUUUGAGAGCCUUUAAAUAUAUAUCUUUAUAAAGUAAUAUUCAGGAUGAUGAUGGAAAUUGUUUAUAUUAUUAUGAUAAAAGACGGAAUUAUGUUUCCCAGUGUAUUUAAUGAUUUAUUUGAAGAGGGAGAGGGGAGGAAGGCUCCUUUGAAUUGUUCAUUUUAUUGGGCUUUUACAAAGGAAUAGUUCAGUCAGUGGGCUUAUUUUCUGUAUCAUUUAGGGAACUGUAGACAUGAUUUGGUCUGAAUAUCUGCCCUUCCUGUUUCUUUUCAACUUGACAUUUAGAGCAUUGUGUCUCGGACAGAGGCUGGAAGGGGUGCCCCUGCUUGUGUUUUCUUUCAAGCAUGGCUGUAUUCCCGUGGGUUCAGGGACUGUCCAGUGGUACACAUGGAGAGGGGGACACGCCUCUAACCCUUCAGGUUAUAUAUACAAAGUGUUUGUAACAGAGCACGCUGUUCCUGAACUUGUCUGCUUCUUGUAAGGCCUCAUGCCAUGUAGAUAAUAGGAACCUUUCCUCCUGCAUGAAGUGUAGGUGGGAUUUGCUGAGGGCACAGACGUCCUUGAGUCUGAGAGUACAGUCAGCCCAUCACCCCCCCCCCAUGAAGUUGCUUGGCUGCUGUGGCAGUGUGCCCUUGUGCCAUGAAGUGCAUAAAGGGAAGUGUCUGUGUGCACCUCCAGCAGUCCCCUCCCCUUCCCUGCAUGCAGUGGACAUGCCACACCUCCGCCACACUCUGCAGGUCCAGCUCCUAGAGCCCAGGCGCACGGUUUCUGUCCAUCUGUGGAUCUGCAGGUUGCUGAAUUAGCUGCUAUUUUAGGUGGAGUAAGCUCGUUCUUACCCUUUUCUCUGGGUGGGGAGGCAUUUAGAGGCUUUUACUUUGCUGAAAAUAUCGGAACCUUCCCACAUGACAGGACGUGGCAAAUUGUAACUAAGAAAGAAGCAGAACCAGAGCUACCUCUAAGCAGUGUUCUCUCAAGCACGCGCUCUCAGGCACAUGAGACCCUCCCCACGGAGGCCUCUCUGAUUUCUUGAGCAUCAGCAAGUCUAAGGAGUGACUGUUUUUGUACUCUUCAGGUCCCCAGUACCCUCAUACUUUCCCCAUUCCACACUGUGCUUAUCAUAUGACAAAGCCUCUUCUAAGAAGCCCAGUUUGGCCAACUUAAUAGUUAGAAAUAUUGCAGAGCAGAGUAGCGCCCGGAACUGCGGUGGGAGAAGAGGUGUGGGUUCUGGCAGCCCUCUGGUCCUUUGUGGGAGGUGACCUCACAGGCCGUGGCGGUGUUCCAGUGUUUCUCUUACGUCAGAGGCAACAGUCAAUGCCUCUGCUCUCACUGUUCUUUGGCUGACAUGGUUUUGAUAAUGCUUUAAGAUUUCUGCUACAAAGCUUGGGAUAGUGUUUUACCAGUUUCAAAUGUUGGCUGCAGCUUAAAAAUGUGAUUCUUUGCAGUGUAAUAAGCUCACAAGCUACAUUUUCAAAGAGGAUUUCAUUUCACAUUGUGCUUCUUGUCUACUUGGGAUCAGAAACAUGCCUUUUCAAUCACGGAUUGUCAGACAAUAAAGUUAUUUCUUAAUCUA